UUUAUUGCCGCAGCCGCGUGCACAUUUCAUUCAUUUGUUUGUUGCAAGGAGCAACAACUGCAGUUAUUGUUAUGGGAGGCCAGGGGAAAAUGAUAAAUCGCAAACGCAAGUUCGUUGGCCGCAAAUCCGAUGAUCCCGAAUUCGAUUUGGACAAGAAGCACUUCAAGGUGUUGCACCUGAACGCAACAGAGAAGCGUCUAAUCAUUGUGCUCGAAGGCGCUCAGCUGGAAACGGUCAAGGUGCACGGCACAUUUGAGCUGCUUAAUUGUGACGAUCAUGCGGGCAUUAUGCGCAAAAAUCAAAGAGAUCCGGGCUCCUGCCGCCCGGACAUCACCCACCAGUGCCUGCUGAUGCUGUUCGACUCGCCGCUGAAUCGGGCCGGGCUACUGCAGGUGUUCGUCCGCACCGAGCACAAUGUGCUCAUCGAGAUCAAUCCUCAGACGCGCAUUCCGCGUACGUUCAAACGAUUUGCGGGCUUGAUGGUUCAGCUGCUGCACAAGUUCCAGAUUCGAGCCAGUGACUCGUCGCGUCGAUUGAUGGCCGUCAUCAAGAAUCCGAUAACCGAUCAUUUGCCAGUCGGCUGCAAAAAGUACGCAAUGUCCUUUUCGGGCAAACUGAUCAGCAAUUGUCGCGAUUUGGUGCCGCAUGGCGACGAGGGCACCACAACCUACAAUGAACCCGUUGUCAUGGUAAUAGGCGCCUUCGCGCACGGCGUACUAAAAUCCGAUUACACCGAGGACCUAUUCUCGAUAAGCAACUAUCCGUUAUCGGCGGCGAUUGCCUGUUCCAAAUUGUGCACCGCCUUCGAAGAGGUUUGGGGCGUCAUUUAGCAAAGGAUUUUAUUUGUAAUUAUUUGGAUUAGUUUAUAUUCAUAUAUAUAUAAGUAUAUGCAUAUGUAAUAACCGACUGGGAAAGUUAUCAAAAGUCAAAGUUGAA
Molecule: messenger RNA, 936 nt
Organism: Drosophila grimshawi
Lineage: Eukaryota; Metazoa; Arthropoda; Insecta; Diptera; Drosophilidae
Product: ribosomal RNA small subunit methyltransferase NEP1
Exons: 2
Coding region: 72-830 (252 amino acids)
Biological process (GO): rRNA base methylation
Cellular component (GO): small-subunit processome; nucleolus
Molecular function (GO): rRNA binding; rRNA (pseudouridine) methyltransferase activity
Source: RefSeq, a predicted model, not a curated record